ACGAGUAUCUUCUGCAGGCCUUUAUUAAAGUGUUAAGUGAAUUCCCAUCUGUAAAGUGCUCGUUCCUGGUAAUGUUGUCAUUAUCAGUGUGGAUGGCACAGUUGCCUAGUGGUAACCAAGAGGAAUGAUCUGUUUGUUUUCCAUCUGCAAGGAUUUGAAGGGGUUUUGUGAAGAACCAUGUCUUCGGUUUGGAAGACUCCCUAUGGAUCAGAUGCAAUGCCUGAGACGGUAGUAAAAAUCAUUGGAAGCAAACACUUUCGAUACCUUGUGGAGAAGCCAAAGAUCAAGGAGAAUGAAAACUUGAAUGAAACUCAAACAGCACUCCGGAAAUCAGUGACUGGUCAUGCAAAGCAGAUGAACAGAGAAUCCCCAGCUUCCGUUAAACCCGCUGCUCAGCAAGUCAGUUGUAACCCAGAUGACGUGGAAGAGAUCGCGGACCCAGAGAACAACCAGAAAUGCAUCCUAACAGAAGCUCACAAUAGCAGAUUUCUGGACAGCAACAUUCCCAAUCAGGUAAAUCUCCACUGCAGCUCUGUGCCAACUGGAGACCAGUCCCUAUCCUACAUCCAUGGCCUUCCCAGGAGAAGCCUUAGAGUCUGGUCCUUGGAACAGAUGGGAAGGGACAGCUCUGACCAACCUGAGGAUAUUAUCCAGUGGCCAAGUAGAACAACAAGAGAAGACACUUUUCUUCUUUCCCUGGUCAGAAGAGAACUCAAGUCAUGUGCUUUGAGUUCCAGCUUAUUAGACAAGAUUCAGAAAGAGCUGAAGAUCCUGGACCCUACCUCUUCAGGACAUCUUCUCCAGUCUCAGCUAAGCCACCUCUUAUUGAGGCAUGAAGUCCCUCUGAAGUUACCAACAAUCAAGAUCCUUUGCCAGAGAUUUUCAGGGAGGGGCUCUCCUGAAAUGGUAAAUUAUGAAAAGCUACUUUGUUUUUUAAAAGUUGCAGCUUCAAAUGACCCACAGCCAAGCAGAACAGUUUUGGACAGUGACCUGAGGAAAACCCAGAGUCCUACCAAUCAGAACCAAAGCACUUCACCCCAAGACCCUAAUUCGCAGUCAGAAGUGAACAAGAGCUUGUUAGAGAUUUUGAAGAUAGCACUAAGGACAGCCAAUGGCAAACUCAACACAGACUGCCUAAAUUUGAGUUUUCGAAAAGAAGAUCGCUCAUUCUCCGGGUGCCUUCCGCCACCCAAGGUCAGAGCUAUAUGUGGGAAGCAUGGGCUAUAUCUGACCUUGAGCUUCCUGGAAAUGUUGCUUAACCAUCAAGAUUUGGGUUACCAAAAUGAAAUAAAGUGGCAGAAUUUUGUUGAGUUGCUGAGCAGAGCUUCCUCUGAUAUGUUGUGUGAUUUGCCUGCAGGAAAGAAUGAAAAGGAAGUUGCUGCCACUCCAGUGGAGCCUGAAGUUCCCAAGAUGUCUCAAAGCAAAACUGAACAUAUGAAAACGCCAGAAGAGGAGCCGCAGCCAGAAAGCCCUCCUGCUGAUACUUUGGCCCGGGAAGAUCCUCUGAGCUCUUUGAAGAUCAGACCAGUGUCCCAGCCUUUUGUGGAUCUCGACAUGAAGAAUGACCCUGAAGAAUGUGAGGCGUGGAUAGACAGGUUCAGGAAACUGGAAAAUGCACUCUACUUGUGUGAUCUGAGUAACACAGGAGCCCUGGAGAAGGAACGAGCCAGACGCCUCAUUCACAACUACAAUCUCAUUUACAACCUGUCCCUGAGCCCUCGGAAAAUCGACCAGGCCUUGCGGAGAUUUCGUUCAGGAGAAAAUAUGCUCUUGGAGCCAGCACUUCGGUACUUAAAGGAACUGUGA
Loxodonta africana (African savanna elephant) is the source of this 1806-nucleotide messenger RNA. It is a transcript of the gene C3H1orf87, whose product is annotated as chromosome 3 C1orf87 homolog. Lineage: Eukaryota; Metazoa; Chordata; Mammalia; Proboscidea; Elephantidae. The record is from RefSeq and is a predicted model, not a curated record. The coding region runs from base 178 to 1806 and encodes 542 amino acids. The transcript has 11 exons.